This is a messenger RNA of Athalia rosae (coleseed sawfly), 3840 nucleotides long. Its product is annotated as putative inorganic phosphate cotransporter. Gene Ontology annotation, molecular function: transmembrane transporter activity. NCBI's taxonomy places the organism in Eukaryota, Metazoa, Arthropoda, Insecta, Hymenoptera, Athaliidae. Bases 908 to 2398 code for a protein of 496 amino acids. The record is from RefSeq and is a predicted model, not a curated record. Gene Ontology annotation, cellular component: membrane. Gene Ontology annotation, biological process: monoatomic anion transport; transmembrane transport. The transcript is spliced from 3 exons.
CAAGUAUGUCAAGGCAGGGUGGGGGAUACAUGGGAAUAUAUUUGGUUUUGUAAAAUAAUUUUUGCGCAUAUAUUUAUAAUAAUACAUCCGUCAUUCUUGAUGUAGGUGGGCUUCGUAGUUAUGAUACACCUCAUACCCGUACGUUCCAAACAGUCGCGAUCUAUUACCUGAACCCGAGAAUAGAUAAUAAUUAUUAGCAGCGCGGUACACCCUUUCACUCGAAUAAUCCAUUCCCGAUAGAUUACCGCCGUUGGAUAAUUCAUUCAAAGAAAGUAAAAGGAACGGAAUUCAUAAAAUGAAAAUCGAAGAAACGAGACUAUGAAUAAUGUUGUCCGAGCGAACGUCCGUCUGUGGCACAUGGGCUAUUGAGAUGAAUAUCGCGAACGUUAUAAUAAUCGUUGGAUUCCCGCGCGUCGCGGAUGAUGCGAAGUCCAAGAGGACGACGAUCAGGUGUACAAAUGUGAGAAUGGUGGGGUGAAGACCACAGCAACAGGUAACUUUAUCGCCUAGCAAAGAGAGCAAUAUAAGGCCAUUAAGACUACGUUGGACUCAGUCGUUCAAAAGCUGUUAACGCGUUGCACCGUGGGGCGCACCUUUUAACGAUAGCGGCAAUCAAUCGGGGGCAGUACAGUUGAUAAAUCGCUGCUGCAGCGGUUCGGAUAUAUAUAUUUUUUUUUUUUAACAAAAAAAUUGUUGUUUUUUUUUAUUGAUUUUAUUUAUCUUCUUACAUUUUCCCACCGAAAACGACGAUUCAUUGCGGAAAACUGGGAAGAAGAUUUUUUUAAAAUAUGCAACAAUCAAUCAAUUUUUCAACUCCGUUUUAACGACACGUGAUUAUAUAAAUUUGGAUAAAAAUAAUAGUUGAAUUUUUCAUUUGUUCAACGUAUUUAUAAACGAUAUUAAAAAAAUGUUGUCAGCUUGGAAAUCAUGCUGUGCGCCGGUUCAACAGCGAUGGGUUGUGGCGAUUAUGGGAUUUCUCGCCGUUGUAAACGCGUUUACAAUGAGAAUUUGCCUGUCGCUAGCUAUAACGGAAAUGGUGACCGAAGUCACCGGCGAAGUUGAAUUUUCCGGAGAGGUAUGUCCGUCUAGCAAUACCACGUCGAGUUCAACCGCGCAUGGAACGUUCGAAUGGAGCGAAUCGCUGCAGGGCGUGAUCCUCUCUUCAUUUUUCUGGGGUUACGUAAUAACGCAUCUUCCCGGUGGACUCCUCGCCGAAAGAUUCGGCGGCAAAUGGACCCUUGGCAUAGGGAUGCUUUCUACGGCCGUUUGCACUCUGAUCACUCCCAUCGUCGUUGAAGCUGGCGGAGCAACGUGGCUGAUAGUCCUCAGGAUAAUAAUGGGCCUCGGAGAAGGAGUUACAUUUCCGGCGUUGAACGUCCUCUUGGCCCAAUGGGUUCCACCUUCCGAAAGAUCGAAGCUGGGAACGAUGGUUUUCGCCGGUGCUCAAGUCGGAACGAUGGUGGGAAACGGAUUGUCCGGUGUGCUGAUCCAAAAUUCACCGAUCGGUUGGAGGAUAGUUUUCUACUUUUUCGGGGGAAUAGGGGUGAUCUGGUUCCUCGCGUGGUCGGUUUUGUGCUACGGCACACCGCGCGACCAUCCCUUCGUUUCCGAGAAGGAGAAAAAAUACCUCCACGAGACAAUGAACGAGCACACUCACAAGGUCAUCCCUCCGACGCCGUGGAAACACUUGGUGAAAUCCAAGCCGUUGUGGGCUCUGAUCAUCGCACAGAUCGGACACGAUUGGGGAUUUUUCACAAUGGUUACCGAUCUCCCGAAGUACAUGAGCGGCGUAUUGAAAUUCUCUAUACAAAGCAACGGGUUUCUUUCCGCGCUUCCUUACCUCUGCAUGUGGAUAGUGAGCUUCGGAUCCUCUUGGGUCGCGGAUUGGUUGAUAAACACCGAUAUUCUGUCGAGGAAAAACGCCCGUAAAGUUUUCACAUCGGUGGCUUCGAUACUUCCGGCGAUUUGUUUGAUGGGAGCCUCGUACGCCGGAUGCGACCGAGUGAUCGUCGUCACUCUCUUCACCAUCGGCAUGGCGUUUAUGGGGGCGUAUUACCCCGGUAUGAGGGUAAACUCGCUGGAUUUGAGCCCGAAUUAUUCGGGAACGGUCAUGGGAAUAGUAAAUGGUAUAGGCGCUCUGUCGGGAAUCAUCACUCCGUACAUCGUUGGAAUUCUCACGCCAAAUCAGACGGUAGGAGAAUGGAGAACGGUCUUUUGGAUAAUAUUCGUCGUUCUAAUCACCACGAAUGUUGCGUUCGUCGUGUGGGCUAGCGGCGACGUACAGUACUGGAAUGAUCCAGAAUUUUUAUUGAGAGAACAAGAAGAGCUCAGGAAUAAAGCUGCUGCGGGUGAAAACGCUGUGGGAAAAAUUCCACCAACUGAAAAGCCAAAGAAAUGAAUCGAUGAUUUCGAGAUAGAAAAUUUCUAAGCUAUAGCUAUCGUGAUGAUUCAUCGAUUAAUCAAUUAAGCGAAUAAGAAACAACUCUCGCGUAUCGCGAGGAAGAUGAAAAAAGGAAGAGGGAUUCUGAAAACGGAUUAUUGAAUCGCAGUUAAUUUGAAAUUAACCGACAGUUUUUCUAAUCCUCAAAUCGUCUCUCGAAGGCUCUCUCUACAUCAGCUAUCGUAUGCGAUCACCGGCAUAUAAUUAAUCGAUGGAUUUAAUCUUAACAAUUCUAUCGAACAUGCAUCUGCAUCCACCGAUGAUUAGGAAUAUUGAAUAUUUAUUUCGCACGAUUCCUAAACGGAUCGAUUAAUCCUCGUAAAAUCAAUGGAAGAGAUAUUUUCAAUCUCACCCGUGAGAAAAACUCACCGUACGUAAUUUAUAUCGCUAGUCAAUCAAGUUCAUCGUCACCUGCCUUUCGUCGGUUUUAUUAUUUCCCAUUGACCUGUGAGGUAUUCGUGUAUAUCCUAUACAUGGCAGGAUGGUAUAUAAUAAUUAUUUGUAUAAAAUCAUUGUAUUUAUUAAGACCUUAUCGAAAUAUAUUAGAAAAUCGUUGUACAAAAAAUUAUUAUCUAUUGUCAAUAAUUACUGACCCGAUUAAUUUAUAUCGUACAAUCGGUACGUUGAUCAAUAUCACCACGUGAGAGUUUCCCUCACAUAAAAAUGGAGAAGUGUUUACACGGCAGAAUAUACAAAAAAAAAAAAAAAGAAAUUACUACCAAGUCUCUCGGUCUUGGAAACGUUAAAAUUCAAAACUCUAUAGCUUUGGAAAAAACAAUUCAAUUAAGUAUCUCGCCGCAAUGCGAUGCUAGUCCCAUUCAAAACGCCAUUCGAAACCAAUUAAAAUAAGUUCUCUUUCACGUUUUCGCACGUAUACACAGCUAGCAUUAGGAAAAACGAGUUUAUUAUAGUAUAUUAGAGUAGUCUGGUCAUUAACCGAUUGUGUAUUGUAAGAUGUGCAACGUUAUAUAUACGCAUUGAAUAUUUUUCCUCCAUUAAUGAACAGGAUGACGGCUAUUAGCGCUCUUUUUUUUGUGUUGUUUUCUUUCGAUGCAACGACCGGAGCUAUUUCGGCUUCUCUUUAUCUCUCGACUAUUUUCAUUUUAAUUUUUUUGUUCGCAUUAAAACUGCAAUCGUCAUUGACACCGGAGGUAUACCUGUUCGGGUAUGUUCAUGCAACGCAAUUCAAUUUUCGUUUCGCCUAUGCGACUCGCACGGUGGUCGGCAUGUAAUUAAAGUUAAAUUUAAUCGCAACAAAAAGAAUGUACGCCAAGCGAUAGUUGCAUUCCAAGCAAAUGAAACAAACUUAUACCAAUAAUAAUACAUAACGCGAGCAAAUGACGUACAAGUUACGUAGGUAUAUGGGUAUGAAUUUAUGUAAAAACUGCAGGAAGGACGUA